AUGGCUGACUCUGCACAACAUCCCAAUUUAAACCUAACACCCGAAGAAAAGCGAGUGUUCUAUCAAUUGUUCCAAACCGCCGAUAAAACGAAUUUGGGAGUUAUCACCGGGGAAACGGCGGUUUCAUUCUUUGAGAAGACAAACUUGGCGCCUGAGACCCUGGGCUUGAUAUGGCAAAUUGCGGAUACACAGAAUCGCGGGCUUUUGACGCCCUCAGGGUUUGGAAUAGUGAUGAGAUUGAUUGGCCAUGCGCAGGCUGGUCGACAUCCAACAGAGGAAUUGGCCUUGCAGCCUGGCCCUCUACCUAAUUUUUCUGGUCUCAACAUAGACCUACCGACCGCAACAAGCCCACCCCCAAAUAGUGCCCCUCUCAGAGUACCGCCGUUAAAUCCUGAUGACGUCGCCAAGUUUUCCGCUCUUUUUAAUAAAUCAGAUACGCAAAAUGGAUUCAUCUCUGGAGAGACCGCAAAACAGAUAUUCGAACGAGCUCGUCUACCCAAUGAAAUUCUGGGCAGAAUAUGGAAUCUAGCGGAUUCAAUGCAACGUGGUGCUUUGGACGCUACGGAAUUUAUAAUUGCUAUGCAUCUUUUAACUGCCUAUAAAUCAGGAGCUUUAAGGGGAAUACCCCAGUCACUUCCACCGGGCUUGUAUGAAGCUGCGGCGCGGCGCGGAGUUGCUCGGAAUUCAACAGGCUCUCGAUCCAUACCAGAUGUCCCGCCAGUACCUGCCAUUCCGAAGCAAUUCAGUGGGCCAGGCCAUGUACCGCGUGCACAGAGUCCAUUAAGCCAGGUGCACACAGGAAACGAUUGGUUAAUCACUCCACAAGACAAGGCGCAUUUUGAUAAUGUGUUUUCAACCGUAGACAAAGCAAGAACUGGGUAUAUUAAUGGCGACCAAGCAGUUGGCUUCUUUACUAAUGCUAGACUGCAAGAGGAGGUUUUGGCACACAUCUGGGAUCUAUCAGACAUUGACUCUGAUGGCCAGCUAAGUAGGGAUGAGUUUGCUGUUGCAAUGUAUCUGGUCCGCCAGCAGCGAACAACAAAAGAACCUCUACCACAGACCUUACCCCCUAAUCUGAUCCCUCCUAGCAUGCGACGUUUAAACGCCCGCCCAGUUCAGCCUCAGACAACUGGAGCUAGAUCAGCUGCUGAAGACCUCUUCGGCCUUGAUGUGUUCACAGCUCCUACCCAGGUGGCACAGUCUACAGGAGGCUCUGGCUCACAGUUCCAGCCACCCUCUUCACCAACACGCCAACUUCAGUCCUCCACAUUUAAGCCCUUUGUGCCAUCGUCCUCCUUUGGUCAGAGCCUAGGACCUAUUGUUGCUGGCAACCCAGCCCAGGGAGCACAACACCCUACAGCAUCCCCAUCAGAUGACUUGCUUGGAGACGCGGACCCGGAAGAAAGCAAGAAGCUAACCCAGGAGACUACCGAUCUUGCAAAUCUUUCAAACCAGGUGGGCACGCUUUCGAAGGAGAUGCAAAAUAUACAGACCAAGCGCGGCGCUGCCGAGCAAGACAUAGGGCAAGUUGAUCAACAAAAGAAGGACUUUGAAGCUAGGCUUGCACAGGCUCGAACGAUGUAUGAAAACGAAGUCAAGUCGCUCAAGGCUCUGGAGGAGCGGCUAGCAACUUCUCGGGCGGAGUGUAAGAGACUUGAGCAGGAGUUCUCCCUGAUCGAGGCCUCUCGUCGCGAUUUGGCAACUCAGUACAACCAAGUGGCAGCAGCAUUGGAAGCUGAUCAACGCGAAAAUGCUUCUUUGAAAGAAAAGAUCAAACAAGCAAAUGCGCAGACCAGUCAGCUGAAGCCACAACUGGAGAAGACUCGAUCCGAGGCUCGUCAACAAAAAGGGUUGGUUGCUAUCAACAAGAAGCAGCUUGCGACUGUUGAAGCCGAACGGGAUCGUCUCCAGGAAGAACUCAAUCAAUACAGCCAGCCAAACGAAGGGUCAGAACGGGAUGCCACUGCCCCCGAGUCUCAUAAUUCACCAUUCGAAAGCCCUGCUGCCUCAACUAGCAGCCAGGCUAGAAACCCAUUCUUUAGACGGGGAACAGGUAUGUCAUCGCCAGGUACUCUAUCUCCCCAGGCAACUGGUCAGAAACAACCAGCGAAUGACAACCGCAAUGUUUUUGAUAAUGUGUUUGGUCCCACCUUUACUAUGCCAUCGACAUCCACUCCACCUCCACAAACCACAUUCAGGGCCGCAUCACCUCAAACCGAUGUUGCGAAAGAAGGGUCCACCUCUGAAGCCGGCAGGAUAGCUAGCGGUUCGUUCUCACCAUCUUCUGCCUUUAAUAAUCAAUUCGGGAGUCCUUCUGAGCCACCAGCACCACCACUUUCAAGGCAGAUCACUCCAAACAACCUUCCUCUUGAGGGGCACAUUGCAUCUGCAACUUCAUCCAACAGACCUUCCCCACCAGCCAGUCGUUUUGGCACAUCAGUGAUUUCAGGUGCGGAUACAUUAAAAAAGCAAACUUCUCCUUUCGACGAAGAGCCACACGAUGAAGAGGCCAGCUCUGGGGAAAUCACCACGAAGGUUGGAGAAGAUGCGCAACCAGAUCUUCCCGGGGCCUUCCCAACAAAUACUACACCACAGCCCGAAGCCAAGAAAGAAGUUAGUUUCGAUGAACUCUUCGGCGGUGUAGCGCAUGCCCGAUCUCCAUCACAAAAGGCCUCGGAUUUUGAAGAAGCAUUUGCAUCCAUGAAGAAACCAGCUGGCAAGACAGAAGGUGAAAAGGACAAGUCCAAUGGCACUGCUGCGGAUAGCAACGAAUUUCCUCCUAUUAGGGAAUUUGAUGAUGACGAUGAUUCUUCUGAUGAUGAGCAUGAUGGGUUCGAUGAUGAUUUCACCGCGACAUCCCCACCGAAAAAGGCUUCUUCCCCUUCACAAGAGGCAUCAAAUAACACGGCCGAAAAUUUCUCUUUCCCUCCAAUAGAAUCAUUUAACAAACCUACAUCUCCGCCACCCGGACCGGGAACUCAAACCACCCCUCCCGAAUUCAAGGGCUUGGUUCCAGGAAGACAUGACCCGACUGCACCGGGUGAAGCACCUCAUUCGGUUGAGUCAACAACAAAAGAUCCUAUUGUAGGAGGCGUUCCCCAGCAUGGAGCUACAAAUAUGAAGCCAACAAAUCCUGAUUUCGAAGCCGCCUUUGCAGGUCUAGAUCUAACCCCAGCACAAGAAGUCGACGAUGAUAUUGAAGAUGACGAUAACUUCGAGAGCGCUUUCAAUAGGGACGCGUCUAAUUUCGAUAUGUCGUUCGAUUCACCACCCAAACAAUCUAAGGCUACAAAUAACUUCAACAACACCGAUUUCUUCUCGUUCCAGUCUAGUGCUAGUGGAAGCUCCAACCCUGCCACAGCCACUUCAGCAAAUAAAUCUCCUUUCUCCAAUGAAGCACCUUCGGCCGGCUCAGGGAAGAAUACCAGCUCAGGCCAUGACUGGGAUGCUCUAUUUUCUACCCUUGACUCGACCAAGGCUGCUGCCAGUGGGAACAAAGAUGGCACAAAGUCUCCUCCUUUGGGAGGGCACGCCGCAACAGACAGUGCCUCGGCUAUGUCACCCCAACAGCCUCCCGGCCAGAGCAAGCCUGCUGGAUGGGCCUUGGAUUCCAAUACAGGUGAAGAUGAUAUGAUCCUCCAGCGACUAACUGGUAUGGGCUACCCACGCGAUGAGGCUCUAGCUGCCUUGGAGAAAUUUGAUUACAAGCUUGAUGAAGCUGCCGAUUUCCUCGCUUCAAAGUCAUGA
Microsporum canis CBS 113480 is the source of this 3747-nucleotide messenger RNA. Its product is annotated as EF hand domain-containing protein. The record is from RefSeq and is a predicted model, not a curated record. The transcript is spliced from 6 exons. Gene Ontology annotation, biological process: endosomal transport; endocytosis. Gene Ontology annotation, molecular function: protein binding; calcium ion binding. Bases 1 to 3747 code for a protein of 1248 amino acids. Gene Ontology annotation, cellular component: plasma membrane; cytoplasm. NCBI's taxonomy places the organism in Eukaryota, Fungi, Ascomycota, Eurotiomycetes, Onygenales, Arthrodermataceae.